CGUCUUUUGUAGCUCUUCGCUCCUAUAAAGCUCGUCUCAGCGCAGGGAGUGGUCCAAGCUAGCGAGCGAGCUCUCAAAUUUGGUUUCUUCUCCAUUCUCUUCUUUGCAUCGACUUCGAGCGACACAGACGGCAAUGGCGUCGACGGUGAGGAGGGUCAAGCUGGGGUCUCAGGGUCUUGAGGUCUCCGCCCAGGGGCUGGGCUGCAUGGGCAUGUCCGCCUUCUACGGCGCUCCCAAGUCCGAGUCCGACAUGGCCGCGCUCAUCCACCACGCCGUUGGCUCCGGCGUCACCUUCCUCGACACCUCCGACAUCUACGGCCCCCACACCAACGAAGUCCUCCUCGGAAAGGCACUGAAGGGAGGGGUGAGACAGAAGGUGGAACUGGCGACCAAGUUUGGCCUCAGCUUUGCGGACGGCAAGUGGGUGGCACAGGGCAAUCCAGAGUACGUGAGGGCAGCUUGCGAGGCCAGCUUGAAGCGGCUCGAUGUCGAUUGCAUCGACCUCUACUACCAACACCGUAUUGACACUCGGGUCCCCAUCGAAAUCACUGUAUGGAUCCUCAUUAAACCUUUGCCUCUCUUGAGACUUUCUCUGAGCCAUAUGAUCAGUUGCUCAACUAGAUUGGUGUUGCUUAUUGGAGAGCUCAAGAAACUCGUCGAAGAGGGUAAAGUCAAGUACAUCGGUUUAUCGGAGGCCUCUGCAUCAACCAUCCGAAGGGCACAUGCUGUUCAUCCCAUCACGGCGGUGCAAUUGGAGUGGUCGCUGUGGUCAAGAGAUGUGGAGGCGGAGAUCGUUCCCACAUGCAGGGAGCUUGGCAUUGGAAUAGUUGCGUACAGUCCGUUAGGACGAGGAUUCUUUUCUGUUGGCUCCAAGUUGUUGGAGAACAUCUCCAAGGAUGACUCCAGACAGUACCUACCAAGGUUCCAGCCAGAUAACUUGGCUCACAAUGCGAAGUUGUUCGAUCGAGUGAGUGAAAUUGCGCAGAGAAAGGGAUGCACCCCGUCGCAGCUAGCCCUCGCCUGGGUACACCACCAGGGCGAUGACGUCUGCCCGAUUCCUGGCACCACCAAGAUCGAGAAUUUCAACCAGAACAUUGGAGCCCUGUCCGUGAAGCUCAUGCCGGAAGAGAUGGCCGAGCUUGAAUUGAUUGCUACUGCAGACAAUGUCAAGGGCGGAAGGUACGGCGACAACAUAUCAACAUGGGAAAACUCCGAAACUCCGCCCCUUUCCUCAUGGAAAGCCGCUUAGAAAAGCAUGUCCGCUUCUGUCGCCGCCGCAUCUUCGAUAUGCAGAGCU
Molecule: messenger RNA, 1297 nt
Organism: Rhodamnia argentea
Lineage: Eukaryota; Viridiplantae; Streptophyta; Magnoliopsida; Myrtales; Myrtaceae
Product: probable aldo-keto reductase 4
Exons: 5
Coding region: 134-1249 (371 amino acids)
Cellular component (GO): cytoplasm
Source: RefSeq, a predicted model, not a curated record